Encephalitozoon intestinalis ATCC 50506 is the source of this 399-nucleotide messenger RNA. Its product is annotated as thioredoxin. NCBI's taxonomy places the organism in Eukaryota, Fungi, Microsporidia, Unikaryonidae. The record is from RefSeq and is a predicted model, not a curated record. Bases 1 to 399 code for a protein of 132 amino acids. The transcript has a single exon.
AUGCCAAUUGUUGUACGCGACUGCAGUGGGAUGAGCACCGGCGAGAUUAGUGCAAAGGUAAGAGAGAUAGGAAAGCCGGUUCUUCUGAAAUUCUCUUCAGAGGGAUGUGCUCCGUGCGAAGACCUAAAGGAGAAGCUUGGGCAGUACCAAACAGACCUGGAGGUCAAUGUUUUGGAACUUCGAAGAACAAGAACAUCCUCCUACGCGGAUCUCUGGGACAAGUUUGACAUCACAGCAUUUCCAACAAUUGUGCUUGUAGAUAAAGAUUUGGAGGAGAUAAGGAGCACCGAUGAAAUAAACGGCAAAACUCUAAGCAGGAUCAUUGGCUCAAACAUCAAGAAAUUUGAAGAGCUCAUCAAUGGACACAGGAAUUUGUUUAAGCAGGGCUGUUCUCAAUAA